Phalaenopsis equestris is the source of this 2767-nucleotide messenger RNA. RefSeq names its product chloride channel protein CLC-d. The coding region runs from base 217 to 2598 and encodes 793 amino acids. NCBI's taxonomy places the organism in Eukaryota, Viridiplantae, Streptophyta, Magnoliopsida, Asparagales, Orchidaceae. Gene Ontology annotation, cellular component: membrane; intracellular membrane-bounded organelle. Gene Ontology annotation, molecular function: voltage-gated chloride channel activity. The transcript has 23 exons. Gene Ontology annotation, biological process: chloride transport; transmembrane transport. The record is from RefSeq and is a predicted model, not a curated record.
AAAGCCCUCCCCGGUGAACCCGGAGCCGAGGACCUCAUUCUACGCAAAAUUGAAUUAUCACCGACCUCUCCUCCUACCGUUCUACCCCGCCGAAAUUAUCAACCACCCGGCAUCUCUGUUCCGUGACAGAACAAGAUCCCAUUGAUCUCCGAUUUGCGGGUUUGCAGCGUUCGAAGGAUCUGAUCCUCCCGCAGUGCGCUUCCUCUUUCAGGAAUCAUGCUUUCGAACCACUUCCAAAACGGGAUUGAGACGGCGAAGCUUGCCUGGUCGCGUCUGCCGAGCUCCGAUGACGCGGAGACGGAGGGGCACGAAAGGAUAAUGAAUGACAUCGGAGGUGCGGAGAGCCUUGAUUACGAAGUCAUCGAGAAUUACGCUUACAGGGAGGCGCAGGCAAAGAGGAGCAAGUUGUUCAAUUGGUACUAUGCAAUGCUGAAAUGGCUGAUCGCCUUGUUAAUUGGCGUCGGGACUGCAUUAGCUGCAGUGUUUAUUAAUCUAGCUGUUGAGAACUUCUCUGGCUGGAAAUAUGCCGUGACUUUCUCUAUUAUACAGCAUUCCUACAUUUUGGGUUUCUUGGUAUAUGCUAUAUUCAACGUCGCUCUAGUUUUUACCUCUGUAUUUAUCGUGACUCAAUUUGCUCCAGCAGCAGCAGGAUCUGGUAUCCCAGAGAUUAAGGGUUACCUAAACGGAGUUGAUACACAUGGAAUUCUUCUCUUUAGAACUUUGAUUGGAAAGAUAUUUGGAAGCAUUGGCUCAGUUGGAGGAGGGCUUGCACUGGGCAAAGAAGGUCCACUUGUUCACACUGGUGCCUGUAUUGCUUCUCUUCUUGGUCAAGGCGGGUCUACAAAAUAUCAUUUCAGUUCAUCAUGGCUACGCCCAUUUGAGAGUGAUCGAGAAAGGCGUGAUCUCGUGACCUGUGGAUGUGCAGCUGGGGUUGCUGCUGCUUUUAGAGCUCCAGUUGGCGGCGUGCUCUUUGCUUUAGAAGAAGUAACAUCUUGGUGGCGGAGCCAGCUUAUGUGGAGAGUGUUUUUUACAUCUGCUAUCGUGGCUGUUGUGGUAAGAACUGCAAUGGCCUGGUGUAAGAGUGGAAAGUGUGGCCAUUUUGGGUCUGGUGGCUUUAUCAUCUGGGAUAUAUCUGGUGGUCAAGAAGAUUAUUCAUUUCAGGAGUUACUGCCCAUGGCUAUAAUCGGCAUUAUUGGAGGCCUUUUGGGGGCUCUGUUCAAUCAGCUCACUCUGUAUAUAUCUAGCUGGCGCAGAAACUGUCUACAUAAAAAGGGGAAUAAGAUCAGGAUAAUUGAAGUUUUACUUAUAUCUCUUAUGACAUCAGUAAUUUCUUUUGGUUUACCACUUCUAAGGAAAUGCAGCCCAUGCCCUAAUUCAGAAACCAAUCCUGAUAUUGAAUGUCCUCGCCCACCUGGAAUUGAUGGAAAUUUCGUAAAUUUUUUCUGCAGCACAAACAAAGAAUACAAUGAUCUUGCAACCAUUUUUUUCAAUACCCAGGAUGAUGCAAUUCGAAAUUUAUUUAGUGCAAAAACAUUUCACGAGUAUAGUGCCCAAAGCCUUCUUACCUUUUUGGUUAUGUUUUAUUCUUUGGCUGUGGUGACAUUUGGAGCUGCUGUUCCUGCUGGCCAGUUUGUUCCUGGAAUAAUGAUUGGUUCAACUUAUGGACGGCUUGUGGGGAUUUUUGUGGUUAAAUAUUACAUGAAACUAAAUGUCGAUGAAGGAACUUAUGCACUGCUUGGCGCAGCUUCAUUUCUUGGAGGGUCUAUGAGAAUGACGGUGUCCUUGUGUGUUAUUAUGGUUGAGAUCACAAACAACUUAAAACUUCUUCCUCUAAUCAUGCUCGUUCUUCUUAUAUCCAAGGCUGUCGGUGAUUUUUUCAAUGAAGGAUUGUAUGAGGAGCAGGCUCGCUUGAGGGGCAUCCCUUUGCUUGAAUCUAGGCCUAAACAGCUUAUGCGAAAUAUGAUAGCACAGGAGGCUUGCAAGAAUCAACAAGUUAUAUCCUUUCAUCGCAUUGUUAAAGUUUCCGAAAUAUUAUAUGUUUUAAGAAGCAACAAGCACAAUGGCUUUCCGGUGGUAAGUCAUGGACGGAAUGGGGAAGAACUUGUAAUCGGCCUUAUGCUUCGUAGCCACUUAUUGGUACUUCUACAUUCAAAGAUAGAUUUCCAGAGCAGCCCUUUUCCUUGUGAUCCUAGUGGUGUAACAAGCAGGCACAUCUGGACCGAUUUUGUGAAACCUAUUUCUAGCAAGGGAAUGACCAUUGAUGACAUCCAUCUCACGGAGGAUGAGAAGGAAAUGUAUCUAGAUCUUGCCCCCUUCCUAAAUCCUUGCCCAUAUAUAGUACCAGAGGACAUGUCUUUGGCGAAGGUGUACAAUCUUUUUCGACAAUUGGGACUGAGGCACAUCUUUGUUGUACCACGCCCUUCUCGAGUCAUUGGUUUGAUCACCAGGAAGGAUUUGUUAUUUGAGGAGAAUGAUAAUUCAGCUGCCAUGGAACUUCAAACCACCAGUGUAAGAGCUACAGCGGCUAAUAGAAGUUCAGGUGGUCCGCACGAACAUCUGCAACACCCUCUUCUAGAUAGUCAUCUGAUACAAAGGUAGAUAACAGGCAUCAAGUUCAUUAUAUUCUUGAAGGUGAAAAUAAGAGGAUUUAAAGCAACCAAUAUGUAAAAAAUUGCAGCAGAGGUACAGAAACUUGAAAAUUACAGUACUAACAUGUUUUUGUUUUCCUGUGUAUUUUUUUUAGAAUAUUUAAUUAUUAAAACCCUUA